Messenger RNA from Liolophura sinensis, 1588 nucleotides. Its product is annotated as ras-like protein family member 10B. The transcript has a single exon. The record is from RefSeq and is a predicted model, not a curated record. Gene Ontology annotation, molecular function: GTP binding; GTPase activity. Bases 1 to 636 code for a protein of 211 amino acids. Lineage: Eukaryota; Metazoa; Mollusca; Polyplacophora; Chitonida; Chitonidae.
AUGACAGCUUCUCAUCUCACUAUAGACUCGGACCUUCAGAAAGUCAAACUAGCCGUCCUAGGGGCGCCCGGUGUGGGCAAGACUUCGAUUAUACGACAGUUUGUCUGCAACGAAUUCGUCGAGGAGUAUGUGGCCACGGAGAAAAAGCAAGUGUUUUAUCCCUCGGUGAUCAUCAACGACCAUCUGUACGAGCUGAAGAUCAUCGACUGUCCGUACAUUCCUUACUUCCCGGUAAAUUCCCUGUACGAAUGGACAGACUUCCGUGGCUACGGACUGAGGAAUGCGACGGCUUACAUACUGGUGUACGACAUCACGUCAGAGGAAAGUUUUCAAUACAUCAAAUCUCUCAGAGAACAGAUCUUGGAGAGCAGGGACAUGCACGACAUUCCGAUCUUUGUGGUGGGUAACAAACAUGACCAGGCGGAGGAGAGGGGUCUGUCGCGUAGGGAAGUUGCCAAUCUGGUUAAGAAACAGUGGAAAUGCGGCUACGUCGAGUGCUCGGCCAAAUUCAACUGGCACGUCAUUUUGCUGUUCAAAGAGCUAAUGAAGGCUAUAGACUACAUAGACUACGGCCAUAAGCCGACGGCCAUACGGGUUCAAGAUGCGUUCCGGAGAAACCGCUGCGUCAUUUUAUGAAAACGCGGGAUGAACUAAGAGGGGUUUAUUCCAUGGUGCGCCAUAGGUCAGUCAAUUUUAUGACGUGGUCUUCCCGGGCACAUUGUCGAUGCUAAAAGGGCAGGUUGGAGUUGUACGGAUCUGUAAUUAUAUAUAGGUGUGUUUUGACCAGAUGUCGUUUGUACAAUCUUUCGUCCACGAUAAACGUGUUCAUUUAUACAAAGCGCAGGUGACCUUCGGCGAAGAAUAUAUUGUUACCUGUACACAGGCGACGAAAUUCAUAAUUAAGACACUCACCAAAUACGGACGAGAAAGAAAUGACAACGUCUACAAACUAGCAACACGUUGCCAACCUGAGAUGCAUGUCUAUUAUUCAGCCCGUGGCGGGUAACCGCCAGGCGGACGUCGUGAUUCGCCGAGCAGCGAAGCUCGUAGAGAAGGAGAUAUCUUCAACAUGGGUGAACAUUUUGCCACGCAGUCCAUACCAUCGCAUUCAAAUCGAUACCUAAUGCUUGUUUGCUGGUGCUAUGUUCCGCUUCCGGAAGAAGCCCUCUACUUACCCCUAGCCGCCCGUGACCCUUCAGCCAACGGCUCAGACCAUCUUCAUACAGUCUCUGACUGAACAUGCGGCGCGUUACUCCGCUGACCAUCGUACACAAUCACAUCAGCUGAUUUAAAUAUCGACCAAUCAGGUUCCGAUUCUCAUACCACGAGCGUUGAAUGGGAAUGUUUUGUCCACAUUUCUUUUUAUACGAAACUGAUACAAUUAUGAUCAAUCAGCACUUUAUGUUUCUGUCGCACGUAAAACUUUCUCUUUCCAAACAUCGUGUCUGAAAGUGGACCGACAUUCUGAAGAAUUCAAUGAUCGAACUCCAUUUCUGCUCCCUAUAUUUUAGAGGGCGUACCAAGAAGAUGUAUGGUACAGUGUUUCACAGGGACCAUGUUUGUUUGAUGGACUGAUGCUACAAAUCUG